Sapajus apella (tufted capuchin) is the source of this 656-nucleotide messenger RNA. Its product is annotated as supervillin-like. NCBI's taxonomy places the organism in Eukaryota, Metazoa, Chordata, Mammalia, Primates, Cebidae. The transcript is spliced from 2 exons. The record is from RefSeq and is a predicted model, not a curated record. The coding region runs from base 199 to 453 and encodes 84 amino acids.
ACACCAAUUGCCACGAAGCAUUUUGCUGUGUGGGGACCCUCUGGGAAGCGUGGUUUUCCCACGGAGUGGAGCGCGCUGCAGAUUUGCAUAAAUCCCAGCGGAUGGGGUCACCCGCCGCGCGCCCACGGACUGAACUCCGAGAGCUGCGCUGCUGGGGGCGAAUCGCUGGAAGGACGUUCCCGGAGCAGUUCCGUGCUGAUGUCGCUCUUUUCCUUCCCAGCGGCGGAGUUCGGGGAGCCGGCUUCCGAGCAGACGGGGGCAGCUGCUGGGAAAACGGUGGCCCAGCCCGCAGCCCCCGCGUCCUGGAAGCCCCAGGAUUCUCCGGAACAGCCACAGGAGAGGCUCUGCAGGAAUCCCUGUGCGAUGUUUGCUGCUGGAGAGAUCAAGACGCCGACGGGGGAGGGCCUCUCCGACUCACCCAGCAAAACCAUGUCUAUUAAAGAAAGAAAGUAAAAUGGAUGACUUUUCUGAACUGCAUUUAGAGAUUUUAUGUCAGGUAAUAGCUUGAAAGAUUCCGUUUGAGCAUCAAAUAACACAGUAGCCUCAUUUCUUUCAAAGAAUGAUGUAGGGUGCAGAGGAAUAUAUUUAAAUGAGACAGAUACAGAGAACUAGAAGUUAAUUACCUUUGGGAUAUGUUUUCUUGUUAACCUCUAACC